AUGGCCCUGCAGCUGAAGGGGGCGCUAGUGGGUCAGCAGCCCAUCCUCUUCUCUGGGUCAGUUUGGGACAACAUCGCCUACUACGGGAUGCAGGAUUGCAGCAAGGAAGAGGUGGUCGCUGUGGCAAGAGAAGCCAAUGCCUUAAAGUUCAUCAAGGAGCUGGAAAGAGGGUUUGCCGCAGACGGUGGAGAAAAGGGAGGACAGCUCUCCGUCAGGCAGAAGCAGCCCCUGGCCAUCCUCCAGGCCCUGAUUCACGACCCAAAGGUCUUGGUGCUGGAUGAGGCCACGAGCGCCCUGGACGUGGAGAGCAAAGCUGCCUCUUGA
Rhineura floridana is the source of this 324-nucleotide messenger RNA. Its product is annotated as antigen peptide transporter 2-like. Gene Ontology annotation, molecular function: ATP hydrolysis activity; ATP binding; ATPase-coupled transmembrane transporter activity. Bases 1 to 324 code for a protein of 107 amino acids. The record is from RefSeq and is a predicted model, not a curated record. Lineage: Eukaryota; Metazoa; Chordata; Lepidosauria; Squamata; Rhineuridae. Gene Ontology annotation, biological process: transmembrane transport. The transcript is spliced from 4 exons.